Eublepharis macularius is the source of this 5233-nucleotide messenger RNA. It is a transcript of the gene DTX4, whose product is annotated as deltex E3 ubiquitin ligase 4. Gene Ontology annotation, cellular component: nucleoplasm. Bases 156 to 2048 code for a protein of 630 amino acids. Gene Ontology annotation, molecular function: ubiquitin protein ligase activity; zinc ion binding. The transcript is spliced from 9 exons. The record is from RefSeq and is a predicted model, not a curated record. NCBI's taxonomy places the organism in Eukaryota, Metazoa, Chordata, Lepidosauria, Squamata, Eublepharidae. Gene Ontology annotation, biological process: Notch signaling pathway; protein ubiquitination.
UCUGGGAACUGGUCCAAGGAGCGUCCGGGCAGCCAGUGGCCGUGACGUUGCAGAGUUGAGGGGGGGUCGAUGAGACCGAUCGGACGUUAACGGAGCGAAAGGGGGCUCUGGCCGCGUUGGGGGCGCCUGCAGCCUUGGCAGGGACUGCUGCAAAGAUGUUGCUGGCUUCCGCCGUGGUGGUUUGGGAAUGGCUGAACGAGCACGGGCGCUGGAGACCCUACAGCCCGGCAGUGAGCCACCACAUCGAGGCGGUGAUCCGGGCCGGGCCAAGAGCCGGGGGGAGCGUUGUCCUCGGCCAGGUGGACAACCGGCUCUCGCCCUAUAUCAUCGACCUGCAAUCCAUGCACCAGUUCCGCCAGGACACUGGCACCAUUCGCCCAGUACGACGCAGCUAUUAUGACCCUUCUUCGGCACCAGGAAAAGGUGUGGUAUGGGAGUGGGAGAAUGACAAUGGUACCUGGACACCCUAUGACAUGGAGGUGGGUAUCACCAUCCAGCAUGCCUAUGAAAAACAGCACCCCUGGAUUGAUCUCACUUCCAUUGGUUUCUGCUACAUUAUUGACUUCAGCACUAUGGGGCAGAUCAACCGUCAGACCCAACGCAAGCGUCGUGUCCGCCGCCGCCUUGACAUGGUGUAUCCAUUAGUCACUGGAACCUUGCCUAAAUCCCAGUCAUGGCCAACAAGUCCUGGUGCAGUCAAUACACCCCUUGCACCAGCUUGCACUUGUCCACAGUGCCUCCUUGUCAUGAGUAUCAAAGCAGCAGUGGCAGCUGGAAGCAACGGGGGGACUGGAGUUACAACUAGCCAACAGCAGCUGCAGCAGCCGCCACAAACAGCACCACGUAAAGCUGUAUCCCUUUCUGGUAGCACCAAACUCCCCACUCCUGCAUCAGUGCACAAGUCCCAAGAUGGAACAGCAACUGUGCGCAGUUCAUUGAAGACCCUGGCAUCUCAAGUGAGUCGGAGGCAGGCAGCCAGCACACCAGCCCUCACCACAACUGGCUCCCCUGCCAGCCCACCCAGUGCCAAUGGCAAGGUGACCCGUGCCAGCCUUAAUACACUGAACCGUACCAACCUGCAGCGCCUAGCCAUUGCACAGUCCCGUGUGUUGAUCGCCUCUGGGGUUCCUACAGUUCCUGUGAAAAAUCUCAAUGGCUCAAGCCCAGUCAAUCCAGCGCUGGCAGGAAUCACGGGGAUCCUCAUGAGUGCUGCUGGGCUGCCUGUCUGCCUCACUCGGCCCCCAAAGCUGGUGCUCCACCCUCCUCCAGUCAGCAAAAGUGAAAUCAAAUCCAUCCCUGGGAUCUCCAAUACUUGCCGCAAGACCACCAAAAAGCAGACCAAAAAAGGCAAAACCCCUGAGGAAGUGUUGAAAAAAUAUUUACAGAAGGUGCGCCACCCCCCAGAUGAGGACUGUACCAUUUGUAUGGAACGCCUUUCUGCUCCUUCAGGAUACAAAGGACCUCAGCCAGCAGUCAAGCCAGACUUGGUGGGCAAGCUGUCCAAGUGUGGCCACAUGUAUCACCUCCACUGCCUCGUGGCCAUGUACAACAAUGGGAACAAGGAUGGGAGCUUGCAGUGUCCAACUUGCAAAUCUAUCUAUGGGGUAAAGACUGGCACCCAACCUCCUGGGAAGAUGGAGUAUCACCUCAUCCCCCACUCAUUGCCUGGACACCUUGACUGUAAAACCAUUCGAAUUAUCUACAACAUCCCACCAGGGGUCCAGGGACCAGAGCAUCCAAAUCCUGGGAAGAAUUUUACUGCCCGAGGAUUUCCUCGGCACUGUUACAUCCCAGACAAUGAAAAAGGCAGAAAGGUGCUAAAGCUGUUGCUCGUAGCCUGGGAUCGGCGCCUCAUCUUUGCCAUUGGCACAUCCAGCACCACUGGGGAGUCGGAUACUGUGAUCUGGAAUGAAAUUCACCACAAGACAGAGUUUGGCUCCAAUCUUACUGGCCAUGGCUACCCUGACCCUAACUACCUAGACAAUGUGCUGACUGAGCUAAUAGCUCAGGGCAUCACUGAGGAGAGUGUGCUUCAAGAAAAGGACUGAGAAUGUGGAAAGAAAGGGGAAGGGCCUUGCUCUGGGGGUGGAGCUACAACUAUAGCAGUAUCCCAUGGAUUAAGCUCCCUCCCUUCCACUGUGCCUGCCCUGUCCUCUCCUCCUCUUGCCACAGCCACAAUCUGCCUCUUGAAAAGUUCAGUUUUGCUUGUCCUGCUGUCUGCUUAGGGAUAUGUUCAGGUGAGAAACCAUGGGUUUGCAGUUCAGUGGCCCACAGCACUUGGCUGGUGGUAGCAAACAAACCUGGAGUUUUUUCCAGCUCAUCUUGGGCAUGGGGUGAAGUUAUCCCAACUAAGCCAGAGGUUACAUUAACCUUAACACGCAAUGGCUGUUUUAUGUUUGUAGUCCUGAGAUGUGGUGGCAUAUUCAUAUGGAGAGACUAGGAACCCACUAUAAAUUCUGUGAAAAGUGGAAGUAUGUCUUGGGACAGGCAGCCCCAUAGGGCAUCUCUGUGGUACUGCGCAGGAGUCAAGAAGAAACCUCCGUUCCAAAGGCACUGAGGAUUAAAACCAGCCCUGGUCUUUUUUGCCCAGCUAGGCGCCUGGUUUCAUGUCACGUCACUACUGCUUUUCAUGUUGUGGGCUCAGUGUGAGACAGAAAUGUGCUGUUCUAAUCCUCCCUCCCUCUAGAGAUCUCAUGCAUUCCAAGGCUGCCUCCUUAGUCUUGUUCCAAGAAACAGGCCUGCACUUAAGCUAAUCGAUUUGGUACCUUAGGAAAGUAGGCUGAAAAUUCAUUCUCUCUGUUACAUUCCAAGCUGGGUCAGACAUAUGCAAGUCUCCAACAUACAGUAUAAAGUGGACUAGAUUAGAAUAAAUCAGUUAUUUAAUCUCAGCUGGGAUCUUGCCUGAAUGCAAGCAGAGCCAGUAAACCUCUUGCUUCCUCUAAAUUGGUUUAUCAGAAUUUGGCCCACUCCUGUCUCCAAAGAAAGAUAAGUCUGUUCCAAGCUAAAAUGCUCUUGUAGAAGAUACUGUCAUACACAGCUGGGUUCCUUAAUACAAUGCUCACUUGGCUAUAGAGUUUAGAUCAGUUCUCUUUGUCUCACUGCUUUACUUAAUUCCAAACCAGUACAGAGCUAUGCGCUCAGAACUUUCUCUCUUUGUAAACAGCAUUCCUGGGGACUGUUUUUAUGUCUGCUUUUUUCUGUAGUGGGAUAGAAUGAGUGGAGUAAGGGGGUGAAGGUGUGAUACUUGGUUUUUAUUCCAAGGUGGGUUCUUUGAACUGUUUGUAAGGGGGAGUCCCCUAGAUACAGAUUUGAAUUUAUUUACCUCAUGUUUGGGGGAUUUGUCGUAUAUACAUUACAAAUAUAUAUAUUUAUUUGUAAUGUAUAAGAAGGAUAUUGAAGCUAGAAUGUGUAACAAAAUGGUACUCAAAUUAGACCUGGAGGCUAAGUUCCACAGUUUUCCACAGUGCAGAAAUUUGGAAAUUAUUGAAUUAAAACAACAUUGAAUCAUUCUCAUCCUCCACUUUGUUUCAGUCAAUACUGUGGCUUUUUUGGACCUUAACAACCAAUGUGAUUUCUUAUUAGGGCAGGCUUGAGAAGAUUAAGAGGUGGGAUAGGAUUAGAGGAAAGGCAUGUGAGAAUAGAAAGGAGCAUGUUUGUGGAGCUGACUGUCUGCAUGCUUGUCAGGGUGGUGCUAAGGUGUGUGUGUGAUUGAGGAGGGGCCCAGAGACAUCACAAGGGUUGUUAAUAUUACAGUAUUUUUUAAGGUUCUUAAUCAUUUUGGAGCUCCUAAGUAUAUGCAGCCAGGAGAUUCUCCUCCCUCACCUCUUACUUUCUCAUGAAAAUUUGAUUCAGGGUCACUCUUUCUAGACUUUUGCAAAGGAGCUGAAACCAAGUUCUACUUUCCUCUUCUCCAACCCUGUGUAAGUCCUCUAAGAUCAAGUUCAUUAAUCUGUACCUGAGCUACUACAUAAUGAUAGUAACAAAGGGCCAAUGAAUAUCACUAGAUCUAAAAUGUCUUGACUUCCAUUAGGGAUUCUUUCCUUAAUAUAUCUUAGUAAGCAGGGCCAGCUCUGUAAUGUGGUGAUCAGAGGCAGUCCCCUCAGGUAGCAGAUUUGUGGCAGGCAGCAACUUCCCACUCCAGCCAGCAGCCCACUUGCUGCCCCCUGACUUCUGCCUCCAUCUGGGAGCUAGAAGAGAUAAUACUUAUUACCUCCUGUCUUUCCCUAGGCUCUUUAAAAGCAGUGUUGCCCAAACUCAGAGGAGUCCUUCUUGCAAGAGUUCAAACACCUUUUCUGGUUGCCUGUUGCCUGGGCAACCAAAAGGGUGACCAAAUUCUCUUGAGAGGAAAUAAUCUUGUGAGAGUUCAGGAAGCUCAAUGGUAUAUGCACGGCUUGCUGCUAUUUUUAAAGAGAACUGAGGCAGCAGAGAAGGUUAUAUCUUCCAGCUCUGGGGGUGGGCAGGUGGUGGCAGUUAUUUGUGGUGGGUGGUGUUUGCUACCUCAGGCAGCAAAAGGCUUGUGCCACCACUGCGAGAAAGCAUUUCCCUGUCCAGAUUUCCAGUCAGAAGUAUUUUUCCCCAGCAGAUUAAAUCUGAUUAAGUGGUCAGUGGAGAAGAAAUUCCUCUAGGAAACCUUUCUUCACCACUUAAACAUUUUAGUGUAACCCUUUUGAUUAAAUAAUCCUCAAAUGUGACUUAGCCUCCAGGAUAGGGGAGCAGUUUUGGAGGGUGACUUUCCAGCCAUUAUCCGCGCCCAGUUGAAGGGAGUCAGUUUGCCUUUUAUUUGACUUUGUUUUGGCUGAAUAACUCUCCAACUGUCAGUAAUUUUGUACUUCAUAGAGAAUGACCAGCCUGAUGUGAUGCCCUCAUUAGGGAUAAUGAGAAGGGUCUCUUCUUCUUUGUCCUCAUCAUAUCCCAAGGCAGGGUGAGAGGGUGGUGGUAUUGGGGGGGGGCAUGGGAGAGGGUGCCAUGUUGUAUAUUGUUCGUUUGUUGCUUGUAAACGGUGCGUUUUGCCCGUCUCUAGUUUGUUGCAUUAAGUAAGGAUGCCACCCUUGAGGUGUAACAAUAAAAGAAAAAGUCUACUGCCAGUUUGCAGAAUGCUUUGUGUCUGUGUAUUCUGUGUCUGCGCGUCUGUCUUUUGUUAAUUGUUUCUGUUUCCUGAGCAGGUGAAUGUGUACAGUUUAUUUAGCUGUGAAAACAUCAGCCUUCAAACAGCCACAAGGAGGCAUUGUUUCAG